Haplochromis burtoni (Burton's mouthbrooder) is the source of this 1626-nucleotide messenger RNA. RefSeq names its product claudin-3. Lineage: Eukaryota; Metazoa; Chordata; Actinopteri; Cichliformes; Cichlidae. The record is from RefSeq and is a predicted model, not a curated record. Gene Ontology annotation, biological process: bicellular tight junction assembly; cell adhesion. Gene Ontology annotation, molecular function: structural molecule activity. The transcript has 2 exons. Gene Ontology annotation, cellular component: bicellular tight junction; plasma membrane. The coding region runs from base 314 to 1447 and encodes 377 amino acids.
AGACAUCCUUUUGUAUCAGAUUUUAAAGAAAACUUUGAUGUCUCCAGAAACCCAAGUUCAGUUUGGAGGUAGAAAUGAUGCCGCCUUAAGCUGACUCCACUUUCAUCCAUCUAAACUGAAUAAAGAAGGUAGAAUCUCUUUCUCCCUCUCUCUUCCUCUCUCGCUAAAAGCCUUGCACAGGCCUUUGAGCCACAGAGAUCCAAUGUCACCUUCAUCUCAAGAGGGUUGAGCUCACCGACACAGAAGCCCUCCCAUCUCACAGCGCACUGAAACAGAAUUUUGUUCAGCUCCUUCCUCAUCCCCUGCUCCAACUAUGUAUUCUACCGGUUUGGAGAUCCUCGGGAUCAUUCUGGCUGUGGCUGGCUGGCUGGGAGUAAUGGUGACCUGUGGCCUGCCUAUGUGGAGAGUGGCUGCCUACAUCGGCCAGAACAUUGUCAUCUCUCAGGUUAUCUGGGAAGGCUUGUGGAUGAACUGUUCUGUACAGAGCACAGGACAGAUGCACUGCAAGGUACAUGACUCCAUGCUGGGGCUUCCAGUUGACCUGCAAGCAGCUCGUGCCUUGGUCAUCAUCUCUCUGGUUCUUUGCAUUGUGGGCAUCAUUUUGUCAGUGGCUGGUGCCAAGUGCACCAACUGUAGCCGGGAUGUGAGCAGUAAACCUCGCCUCAUGGUGGCUGCUGGGGUGACAUUUGUGGUGGCUGGACUGCUGCUUCUGCUGGCUGUGUCCUGGACAGCUCACGCCAUUGUCCUGGGCUUCUAUGACCCCAUGCUGGAGGAGACAGGGAAGAGGGAGACCCUCAGCAUGUCUAUAGGGCUGGAGUUGAUUGGCAUUUCCCUCUGCAUUUUAGGAUGGCUUAUUGCCAUUGUGUCUUGUGCCCUCCCGAUGUGGAGGGUGACAGCCUUCAUUGGCAGCAACAUUGUGACAGCUCAGAUCAUCUGGGAGGGCCUGUGGAUGACUUGCGUGGUCCAGAGCACUGGACAGAUGCAGUGUAAGGUGUAUGACUCUAUGCUCGCCCUCUCCCAAGAUCUUCAAGCUGCCCGAGCUCUCACAGUCAUCUCCAUCCUGUUAGCAAUCCUGGCUUUGCUCAUUGCUAUUGCUGGGGCCAAGUGCACCAACUGCAUUGAAGACGAGGCAUCCAAGGCCAAAGUGAUGAUCAUCUCUGGAGUCUUCUUCAUUGUAUCCGGUGUCAUGCAGCUCAUUCCUGUCUCCUGGUCUGCGAACACCAUAAUCAGGGAUUUCUACAAUCCGUUACUCACUGAUGCUCAGCGGAGGGAGCUGGGGGCUGCAAUGUAUAUUGGCUGGGGAGCUGCUGCACUCCUGAUUCUGGGCGGUGGACUGCUCUGUUUCUCCUGUCCGCCUCGUGAGACACGAUACAACCCUUCACGAAUGGCUUAUUCUGCCCCACGGUCUGUCGGUGGGCCAGGUUUAGAAAGGAAAGACUAUGUAUGAACCAAAAAGAAAAAGAAAAAAAAACAGUACUCAAUCUUGAACUUGCUCACCCCAUCAAAGUGAGAUUGUCUUUAGACGAAGAGCUCAUAAAAAAUGAGAACUGUUCAAUGAAGGAUGCAUUUGAUUUUGCCUGUAAUAUUAAGUAUUUUUGUGAUGGACCUUUUGCUUUUCAAGAGACU